Molecule: messenger RNA, 1386 nt
Organism: Huiozyma naganishii CBS 8797
Lineage: Eukaryota; Fungi; Ascomycota; Saccharomycetes; Saccharomycetales; Saccharomycetaceae
Exons: 1
Coding region: 1-1386 (461 amino acids)
Biological process (GO): nucleobase transport; transmembrane transport
Cellular component (GO): plasma membrane
Molecular function (GO): nucleobase transmembrane transporter activity
Source: RefSeq, a predicted model, not a curated record
AUGUUCUUCACUCUUGCGAAUUCGUACCCGGGCUACGACUGGAAGGUCGGGUACACGCUGACACAGAGAUUUGUCUUUGGCAUCUACGGCUCGUGGUUUGGAAUUAUGGUCAGGAUCAUGGUGAGCAUUGUGAACUACGCGUCUGCAGCAUGGCUGGGCGGGCUCGCCGUCAACAUGAUUCUCGAUUCCUGGUCCCAGCACUAUCUGCACUUGCCGAACACCCUGACCCGCCAUGUGGCGAUGGCAACCAAGGAACCAAUCGAAUACAUCCUUUUCAACGUCAUCUGCGUCUUCUCCUACCUGUGGAAACCGCACCAGAUCAACAAGAUCAUGAUUUUCUCGUGCAUUGCCAGCUGCUUCGCCAUGGUCGGCAUGGUUAUCUAUCUGUGCCGCGAAAACGGCGGGGUUGGCGAGUUCUUCGUCUCCACAAAGUUGACUGUCACGGGGUCCACGAAGAGAUGGGCCUGGGUGUACAUGAUCUCGUACUGGUUUUGCUCGGUUUCGCCCACCUCGACGAACCAGAGCGACUUCUCGCAUUUCGGCAGCUCCCAAACGGCCAUCUGGCUGGGCACCAUCUGUGCGCUGCUGAUCCCAGCCUCCGUAAUCCCAAUCUUUGGGAUCAUCGGUGCUUCCACCUGCAAGGACCUGUACGGCACUGCGUUCUGGAUGCCAACGGACAUCUUCGACUACUGGCUAAAGAACGGCUACUCCGCGGGGGCCCUGGCAGCGGCAUUCUUCUGCGGUGUCUCGUUCAGCCUGGCCCAGCUCUCCUUUACGAUCUCCAACGCAGGUUUUGCCAGCGGCAUGGACUUGGCUGGUGUUCUGCCGAGAUACAUUGACAUCAAGAGGGGCGCUAUUUUCACCGCCCUGGCCUCGGUGGCCUUGCAGCCGUGGAAUUUCUACAACUCGUCCUCCACGUUCAUGAUUGUGAUGGGCUCGUUCGGUAUUGUCACGACACCGAUCAUUGCGGUUCUCAUCUGCAACAAUCUGGUAAUGAGAAAGAGACGGUACGCUGUGUCGCAGGGGUUUGUCUUGAGGGGUGAGUACUAUUACACUAAGGGUGUCAAUUGGAGAGCGAUGGCCGCCUGGGUGUGCGGGAUGGCCCCGGGGCUGCCAGGCAUUGCUUGGCAGGUCAACAACAACUACUUCCACAAUGCGGGUAUCGUGAACUUUUUCUAUGGCGAUUCGUUCUUUUCGUUUCUGAUCUCUUUCUUCCUGUACUGGGUGCUUUGUUUGGUGUUUUCUCUCGAAACCAACAUUUUGCAUGACGACAAGGACUAUUUCGACUGCUUUACCGACGAGGAGGCCAGUAAGGAAGGGAAUGGUACCGUACAGUCAGUUAGGGCCGCAAAUGGUGGCGGACCAUGGUGUGCAGUGGGAUGGUAA